AUGGGCGCUUGUGACUGGGAACAGUGUCUGCUGAUGGGCUCCGGCGAGCCGAUACGUGCUCGCGCGGUGGUCUCAUCGUCACAGAAGCCACGCAAACCACGACAGGAGAUAUCGGCAUGUCUCAAAUGGCUCGUCUUCAGUCUCAACUCAAUUGUCUUCCUCGUUGGAGUGGCGAUCCUUGCACUGGGAGUAUACCUGUUCAUCAAAGAUUUCAGAGAAGUCAAACUAGUUGAUGUAAUAUUAAAUCCAGCCAUUCUUAUCAGUAUAUUCGGUUUCUCAAUAUGUGUAGUAUCAUUUUUCGGUUUUAUGGGUGCAUUGCGUGACAAUAUUUUCUUGCUCAAAUGUUUCGCCGCUUGCGUCUUCCUAUCGUAUAUUCUAGUCGUCGCUCUUACCCUAGUCUUCUUCACCUUGUUCUAUACGGACACCACCGAGGGUCUUUCUGCAAACUGGUUACUUUUAUACGCAGUCAAAAACUAUCAUACCAAUCGAAACUUGGCUGAAAUCAUGGACGCACUUCAAGAGAAUCUCGAAUGCUGUGGAGUGUCUUCCAUCGCUCAAGGAUAUCGGGAUUGGAAUAUGAGUUAUCAGUUCAACUGCACCACUUCAAAUCCCCAACCUGAAAAAUGUGGUGUUCCGUUUUCGUGCUGCCGGAAAUCCGUCAUUUCUGAAGCGGCUGGAUCAUCGAACCCACUGCUACCAGCAAUGAGAUCACUGGAAUGCUGGCAGAAUGCAUUGACGAAGAGACCGGGAGAUUUAGAGCAUGAUAUCUAUACACGUGGAUGUCUUCAACCUUUGAGAACACUUUUCGAAUCCCACGCAGUUCAUGUUGGAGCAUUCGUGGCUCUUCUUAUAGUCCCAGUUUGUAUUUCUGUAUGUCUUACCAACAUUUUGGCAAAACAAGUCGACCAUCAAAGAUAUUUGCUAGAACGAGAAGCUCGUAGAAAUGAACGGCGGCGAAAGAGGGAUCGUGGCCAUAAUCAUAGAGAUCAAAUGAACUCUUUGGAUCUUCUAGAAGAGGGGAAUUUUAACAACGCCGCUAAUGCUACUCGACCAAGGCCACCGGAUAUUCCACCUCCGCUACCACCAAUCGAGCAUGUACCACGAAAAAAGUCGCGAAACACAAGUAGCUCACCGACCCGCAAACCAAAGUCUGCGGGCGUCGAAAAUGCUGCAGCUAGACGAAAAAGGACUCCUGCAGCAACAAGAACACCGCCUGUCAACCCAGCAGGACCAACGCCAACGCCACAGUCCACUACAGCAAAUCGAACGCAUCAAUGGGUACUUCAGCAAUCUGAUUUAGUUCCACCGAAGAACAAAUCAUGA
Messenger RNA from Caenorhabditis briggsae, 1323 nucleotides. It is a transcript of the gene Cbr-tsp-14, whose product is annotated as Protein CBR-TSP-14. The record is from RefSeq and is a predicted model, not a curated record. NCBI's taxonomy places the organism in Eukaryota, Metazoa, Nematoda, Chromadorea, Rhabditida, Rhabditidae. The transcript is spliced from 10 exons. Gene Ontology annotation, cellular component: membrane. The coding region runs from base 1 to 1323 and encodes 440 amino acids.